AUGGCACCUUUGACCCAAUGGAAUCGCCUCAUUCGAUACGUGUCCGCCAAAGACGGUAGCAUCCGCUACGGCGAGCCUGUAGUGUCCGACAACGGUGCUGACAUUGACAAUCUCACGUCAAAAGGGCUGUUGAAGGUGCAAGAAGAUCAGGUCAGCGAGCUACUCGGGCCUCUGACGUGGGAAGAUGUCCCGAUACUUCGCUGUGUCGGAAUCAACUACACGAGUCACAUGCGUGAGAUCGGGUUCGAUAAUCCAGAGAACCCGACAAUGUUCUUCAAGCCAUCGUACACCAUUACCGACACCGGGAAGCCGGUGCCCAUUCCAAAGCUUGGCCAAUCAUGUCUUGACUACGAGGGAGAACUCACCAUUGUCAUUGGCAGGGAGGCCAAGAACGUAUCGGAAGACGACGCUCUUGACUACGUCGCUGGCUACGUAUGCAGCAACGACGUGAGCUGCCGUGACUGGCAGAUGGAGAAGAACAAGGCCGGUUACGAGCCUCAAUGGUGUUUCUCGAAGUCCUUCGACAAGUAUGCACCACUAGGACCGCAGAUCGUGAGCACCAAGAUUCUCGGCGACGCCAAAGGACUAUCCAUUACCACGAAAGUCAACCGUGAAGUCCGCCAGAAGAGUAACACCAGUGAUCUCUAUUUUGGCGUGCGCAAGCUGGUGAGCUUUCUGAGUACUGGUCAGACAAUUCCUGCUGGCAGCCUCAUCAUGACUGGUACUCCCGGUGGUGUUGCGCUGGGAAUGAAGCCUUCGAAGCACCUCAAGGACGGCGAUGAGGUCGUCGUGGAGCUCGAAGGAAUCGGGAAGGCUCGCAACGUUAUGGAGUUUGAAUAG
Molecule: messenger RNA, 840 nt
Organism: Zasmidium cellare ATCC 36951
Lineage: Eukaryota; Fungi; Ascomycota; Dothideomycetes; Mycosphaerellales; Mycosphaerellaceae
Exons: 3
Coding region: 1-840 (279 amino acids)
Molecular function (GO): catalytic activity
Source: RefSeq, a predicted model, not a curated record